AGUCAAUUGGGGCCAUCGCUGCCAACGACAAACGUAGCCAAGAUGUUGACGAUCCAGCCUCAACUGCAAGGAAUAGUCUUCCCAAGAAUCUCACUGCAAUCGUAGCUGUAGCUUCUUUCUACUCGACUGCUGAUGGUGUUCACUGCCACAAAGUACUUGUCGCAACCCACUCAAACACUAUAAUCCUGUUAGGACUAGUGGAUCUUGACGCGCUUCUUC
Molecule: messenger RNA, 219 nt
Organism: Bipolaris maydis ATCC 48331
Lineage: Eukaryota; Fungi; Ascomycota; Dothideomycetes; Pleosporales; Pleosporaceae
Source: RefSeq, a predicted model, not a curated record